AUCUAAGUUUAAUUGGCCAUGGCGCAAAUAAUCACAGCAUUAAAGUCCAGAUAUUUUGCAAAAUGAAGAACUAAAACAAUUGGAUAAUGUACAUGCUUCUAUCUCAAAACCGUGUGCGUGCAACUGAGUUGAAUGUGAACGCUCUGAUCUAACCUAAUCGCACAGGGUGUGCCGUAAAAUUUUUACACUGACAGAAACCCUCUGACAGUGACGCUUGAUAAACUAUUUAUUUACCAAUCAGUAUUUGUCAACAAAUAAGGGCUGAAAACUUUUGAUAAACAUUUACAUUAAUCAUGGAAGAUGACCAUGAAGAACUGCUUCAGUACUCUGAUGAUGAAUCGGUGUCCGAAACCCAAGAAGAAGAGGAUAAUGUUUGUCCAGUUGAACCGGAAGAUUACAGGCAUUUAGCAGUGGUGCCCCACAGCAAACUCGAGUUUUUCUCCUGUUUUCUGUCGUUGAUUCUGUCCAGUACUGUGCUGUUGAUUAUUCUUCCUCUUUAUAUCAGCGCUAUUAACGUAGAAGCCAAUGUCUAUUCAAUACUGGCCUUCAACGCCCCUCUGGCGACAGCUCUUUUGGGUGUUGUACUGAUUUUGCUGAAAUAUCUGUGCGGAAAAUGCAGAACCCAGGAAAUUUUCGCCAUGCCAGUCGGGUUUCGGAGGCUGCUGGAGCUCUCCGGCUUGUAUAUCGGCUUCUGCUAUCUCUACAUGUAUGCGAGCGAUAGGAACCGAGUGCUGUGCCACAUGCAGGAUCCCAUCAAGGGAAUUAUUGUGGUAUUUGCUCUUCUGAACUAUUUCUUCUUUUGUCGAAGUUUUAUGGGGCUCCAUAGGAUAUUUUCUACCACUACUGUGAUUGUUGGUUUAUUCAUUUCCGUCGAUUAUGGUCUGUGCGAUGAAUUCGUCUGCAGAGGAUACGAUAGAGCGCAACUAUUUGACGAUACAGGCUCAUGGUCCUGGCAGGUGCACAGCAUUUGGACUCAGGCUUAUAUUUUCAGUUUGAUCCUGAUUGCAGCCUUCUACACGUUGCUUGAUAGAUGUGUGGUUCCAAGCUACAGCGCGAUGCCUUCCAGUAUAACUUCCCCGCCAGUGGUUAACACAAUAUCCAUAACUGUGACUGGAAAUAGCUCGAAUCUGGAACAGGAUGUGCCCGAGCAGGACAAGCGGGUUGUUAAUCCCCAACUUGUCACAAAGUCUGCCGUUCUUUUUGCCUUCUGGAUACACGUGAUGGUCUGCGCGUUGAUGCUUCUGACUUUUUGGGUCGACUUUAUACCGGGAAUAGGAAAGGGUCAUUCGGCAAUGGAGUCGUUGAACUUUACCAAACAGGGGCUGAUGUGCCAUUUUACCAGUCAUGCUGAAGCAUUGAACUGCCAGUCGGUCUUCUGGUAUUCUGUGGGGUUCCAAAUAGCCUACGUGCUGUUUGCCAUCUCCUCCAUCAAGUUCUUAACGCUUACUCAGUCUGCGGUGUUCACCAUCGCCACGAUGUCUUCUGCUCUGCCUAUAAUUGGGAUCUGGUGGACCCUGUUCCAUGCUUCUCCAAGCGGGGCGCUGGUUUGGGCUCCCAAAGUAAGAGGGGAAUUUAUUUGUUCAAUUAUCGGUCUUCCCAUCGUGUUCCUCGGGCUGGGGCUGCUGUGCAAAGCCCAUUUUAAGGAUGUCCGCAAAUUGCGCCCCAUGGUUCUGAUUUCAGUGCGUUCUUAAAUUUCCAGGGCUUUGAUCUCAUCAUCAAACGUUUAUUGGACUAUCGUAUACUGUUAUCUAAUAACCAUAGUUUUAAGGUACGUAUAGGUACUACAGAGUGCGGUGAUAAUCGAAUAUUUUUAUAAGAUGCCGCACUUUGUAUUAAGGGGAUUAAGUGAGCUGGCUUACAAAAAAAAUAAACGUUUUCUACUGGAACAAUGAACACACUACCUGCUUGGAAGUUCCUAUUUUUACAAGGCAUUUGUGCUCUCCAACUGGAAUUUAUUGUUGUUUAAAUAAGCAGCAGCAACAUUUCCAGUUCCAAGUCCAUUUAAUGAACCAUCAAGAAGUUAGUUUGUCAGCUUCUGUUGCCAAAUACUGUACUUACUUGUGAUAGCCCACAUUAAAGCGAACUGAUCAGUCAUUGGACGGAAACAGACAGUUUUUAAGCUUAUAACUUUCUAGUCUUUAGUUUAAGGAAAUUAUAUUUUUCUCGGAGAAGUUCAGUUUUGUCUAAAGUUAUGGCAGUGAAAAAGUCAGGCAGUAACUUUAAGCACAACUGCACUGUCUGAUGUCCACGAGGUACAAAGAAAUUGCCAAAAAUCAAACCGUAGUUUGUCGAAACUGACGUUGUUACUUAAAUAUUGUUAUUAAAUGUGUGUCUACGCGAUUAAUCGAUGUACAGUUUUGCAGAGUGUUUAGGGACAGUUCGCUUUAGAAUAGCAAUCCAUAUUUUUGUCAAAAUAAAUUUACUCUUUCUUCAAUUCAAUUAUCUGUUUAAUUUUGAAGAUAAAACUCCGUAUUGCUUAAAAAAUAAUUGAUUGUCUACUUAAUACCACUGGUAAAUGUCCCGCGAUUUCGAAAAUAUUUAUUAAUUUGCCCGUUUUAUCCCAAAUUUAAAUCGGACCGUUUGCCAGCAGAGUUUAUAAAGCGAACUUCCAUUACUUUUGCAUGAAUAAUCACAUCCUUAGAUCAGGAUUAAUUAAGAAAGGUCCCUGUAUAAUCCAAACCUUAUACAUAUAAAUUUUUUCCAUGCGUUUCGAACCAACUGAUCGCUUUUGAAAUUUUCCAACAAAGGAACUAAACACUCUGUAUAUAGGAUAAGAGUCACAUGUAUGGAGCUGAAGCAAAGCCAAUUUAUAGGUUGCCCCAACUUGCAGACAUUAAUUUGUUUUUAUACAAUAAUCCCAGCUCAGGCACUAUCCUAGUUAUGUGUAUACGGCCCAUUUGUGAAUACCUAAUCUUAUAGACCGUAAAGUUUACAUUAGACCAGACAUUAUCAGUGAAAUAAUGUUUUUUUUGUAAAGAAGCUUAAUGCUAUUUGUAAAGGCUUUUCGUGCUAAGAGAUCUUGUAGAGUAUGUACUCUAAAAUAUGUACAAAAAACGAUUUAUUAUUAUUUGACUGAAUACAUUUCAGUCAAAUAAUAAUAAAUCGUGGUGGCAAAGUAACAUUUACAAAUUUAUUGAAAAGUGGCCAGGUUCUAUUAUUCAUGUUUCGGAUGUUUUAUUCUCUGUAAUCAUUGGGACACAUUUUGUUUGAAAACCUACACCCUACACACAUAGUAGUUCCAUGCAUUUGACUCUCUCUACAUAAAUGAAUAAUAUUGGAGCCAAUUAUUAGAUAUUGAAUAUUAGUAAAAACGUAUUUUACGACAUGUUUAUUGGAAGAUAUUUAUUAGAUAUAUACAGUGUGACCUACUUUCUACUAAUUUUAGAAUGUUGGAAAUACUUAUUCGUUACCUCUCACGAGAUAACGACUCGAAUAAGGCGGGUCACCCUAUACAUAGAAGGCAGUGUAGUCAAGCUCAACUAACAGCUACAAUUCAGCUAAAUUUAAAAGCCAUAAAAUCAAACAUUUUCGUUAUUUACGUGUGUUUUUUUUUAGAAAACUGUGGUAUUUCUGUGAUAUUUUCAAAGUUUUACAACUACUUUGUUGAAUAUUGUUUGUUGGUCCUAUAAUAGACUACACUGCUUCACUUUGGUACUAAGUCAAGGUAUAUUUUAUAGACAAUAUUGAUACCUACGUAUACAUGGUAAAACACUUAAACCAAUUUUUUUAACCCUUAGGGCGUACUUCGUAUAAAACUGUUAUGAAUCAACAUGUUUAUUAGUGGAAAAUAUAUGCACGGUGUAUUGAAUGUUA
Dendroctonus ponderosae (mountain pine beetle) is the source of this 3813-nucleotide messenger RNA. RefSeq lists its product as uncharacterized. The transcript is spliced from 5 exons. The record is from RefSeq and is a predicted model, not a curated record. Lineage: Eukaryota; Metazoa; Arthropoda; Insecta; Coleoptera; Curculionidae. Bases 294 to 1691 code for a protein of 465 amino acids.